Messenger RNA from Aphanomyces invadans, 2140 nucleotides. RefSeq lists its product as hypothetical. NCBI's taxonomy places the organism in Eukaryota, Oomycota, Saprolegniomycetes, Saprolegniales, Verrucalvaceae. The transcript is spliced from 7 exons. The record is from RefSeq and is a predicted model, not a curated record. Gene Ontology annotation, molecular function: protein binding. Bases 38 to 1498 code for a protein of 486 amino acids.
AGACUCGAGCAUCCCAACCCUCUGCGCCGCAGAUACAAUGAACAUGGCGGACGACUUGCCGCCCGGAUGGGAGAAGCGCGAAUCCAAGUCCCAGCCAGGGAGGUACUACUAUGUGUCGCCUGCUGGCCAGACGCAAUGGUUUCCGCCGCGGCGGUCGAAUACGGCUCGAUCUUUCAACUGGCGGUGCGAAAUCGAGAUAGAGUUUGGACCGGGGCGCCUAGGAGUGAACUUGAAGGAAGUUGCGCAGACAACGAACAUCCCAUUUCCCAUGUUCCAAGCUGAAGUCGAGGAACUGCCAAAGCUACCUGGUGGCAAGCCCGGCCCUGCAGAAAUUUACAAUUGGAGCGUGCGGCCGGAACGACGUCUUUAUCCGAACAUGCGACUCACGCAAGUGGAUGGCGUGGCGCUGGCAGGGUGCAAGUACACGGAAGUCGUCGACAAGCUCAAGAAGGCCGCUCGUCCCGUCAAGCUCAAGUUUGCAGACGUCUCGCAAGGUCUGCUUGGUGAAGGGGAGACGUCGGCAUUGGAUUCAGCGCCCACAUCGUCCGUAAACCCCACGAUUGCAUCGACUUCAGCAUUGGCCUCGGCAGGGUCUCAGUCAAUGGGUGCGUUGACCUCGGCACCGCCGUCCGCAUACAGCGUUCAAAAGCAAAAGAAGGAAGAGUACAUGAAUUUGCUCGUCACGAGCGAGCUCAGCAACGAAAUGUGGCGCCUCGAAACGCAGAAAGUCCAGUCAACAUUCAAGCAGCUCACGCUCAAGUGGAACUUGCUGUCGGGGUCGCUGAGUGGGUUGUUGGAGGCGCAGGUGAAGGCGAAGAAAGAAAUCGAAGCAGCAACGGCGGAAAAGGCCAAAUACGACGAAAUGUUGAUCCAGCUGCAGAAGCAAGAGAGUGGCGCGAUCGUGUCACCGGAGGUGCAGCGUAUGAACGACCUCAGCGGAAAGAAUGCCGAGCUGACUCAGGACAUUGGCCACAUGAGUGCUGGAAACAAGAAGCUGCGACGAGAGCGCGAUGCAAACCAGAGGCUCCUCGACGAAUUGGAGGCGCAACUCGUGCACGGCCUCACGCAGCAACCGGUGCUGCACGAGUGUUUGGUUGGGCUGGUCGACGAAACCAUGACGUCCAAAGCUAAGAUCGCCGUGAUCCGCCAAAAGGUGGCGGCCAUGGAACUGGAAAUGCAGAAGGAAGAGGCCAAGACUCGACAGGCGGAGAUGGAGCUGGCCCAGCUCAGCAAGGUUUACAACCAGCAGACAGAAGUGAUCCUCGAGUCGUCUCGAGGAGGCAUGGUAGUACCUCCAGAGCCUCGCCGUUCACCUCUCCCAGCACGACCUCCUCCUGCAGAAGAAAAACCUCCCACGACUUCUCCACCGCCGCCGACGUACAAUGCCACGCCAUCUUCGUCGUCUUCGUCCAUGUUUAUGGGGUCCUCUCGUGGCGGCCUCUUCAAUCGAUCCAACUCGACCGACUUGUACGUUUGUCGACGUGAAAUUCCGCGAUGACUGCAGGGUGACUUUGGUAGCCUUGCGACGCCGCCGCCCCACGUCAUUCGCCAGGGACACUUGGAGAAGUUCCCCACGCACUUCAACCAGGACGGAGGAGGGAUGCUCAAAUCGAUGCGACUCAUGCGAGGAGCACGUGAACGUUGGUGUCAACUCCAUGCAAGCGGGACGUUGGUGUAUUACAAAAAGCGCGGAGACCCCGUGCCACGCGGCGAAAUUGCAUUGACCGACCCGACGUUGGAAGUCGUCUGCGAAGCGCUCCUGUACGAGUGGAUCCGUUUUCUUCACAGUCCUGAUGGAACGUCGGUUAGCAAUGGAUCUUCAAAGAAGCCCCCGAAGGAGCUUGUGUUCACGGUGAGCACGACCCAUGCCCAGAACCGAUUCCAAGCGCACACGAUGGAGGAACUACGAGAUUGGGUCACUGCCAUCCUGACUUUCCACAGCGGAUGGAUGAGCACCAGGGUACGUAUCGCUGCGACCGUCGCCUUCAUAUCGAGGCAUCUCAAUUGACGUCAUGAACAGGUCUCGAUUGGAAGCGACGGCGCGAACGUUGAGGUCGCGCCCAAGGUCCCCGACGAAUCUUAUUUGCGUCGAGCUGUUGAAUUUUAAUUUAACGAUGACGUGUGGAGUAAAAUAUAAAAA